AUGAGGGCCAGACGAGAAUCAUGGUUAGCUGAUCAAGUUGGUAUACGUGGUAUAGAAUUGUAUAUUCCGAAACUGUAUAUAAAUCAGAAGGAUCUUGAAACGUUUGACAAUGUUAAGAAGGGCAAAUAUACCGUUGGGCUUGGACAGGAGGAAAUGAGUUUCUGUGCUGACCAUGAAGAUAUUACGUCCAUUUGUUUAACAGUUGUAUCGAAAUUACUAAGGAAUUAUAAACUUUCUGUCAAUGAUAUUGGUUUCCUUUGUGUUGGAACGGAAACGCUAACGGACAAAAGCAAAAGUGUCAAAACUUCGUUAAUGAAAUUGUUUGAGGAUAAUUGUGAUAUCGAAGGAGUUGAUGUGAAAAAUGCAUGUUACGGUGGUACCCAAGCCUUAUUUCAUGCCAUUGAUUGGAUUCAUGCUAACUGGGAGUUUGAAAGGCGCUAUGCAAUUGCUGUUAUGGCAGAUAUAGCACUUUAUGAUGCUGGACCUGCACGAUGUACUGGCGGAGUCGGAGCUUUCGCUGCCCUAGUUGGUCCAAAUGCAGUAUUAUCGUUUGAAAGAGGGCUUCGUGCAACGUAUAUGGUUGAUGUUUACGAUUUUUACAAACCAAAUCAACCUGUACCCUCAGAAUAUCCUAUUGUAGAAGGCCAAGCCAGCUUACAGGCCUAUCUCACUGCCGUAGACGAAGUUUAUAAAUUGUAUUGUCGAAAGUCCGAAAAAUUGGGGGAUGAAGCAGUGAAUAUUUCGAAUUUUAAUGCUGUAUUUUUCCAUUGUCCAUUCACUCGUCUUGUUCAAAAGGCUCUUGGUGUGUUGGCAUUUAUUGAUUACAAACGUGGAUUAAGCGAUCAUUUGACAAAUAUCGAACGGACCAAACCUUCAGAAUUUUUACUUGAGCCACGAGAAGUAAAUUAUAUGAGUCGUGAUUUUGCUAAGAUGGCAGUGCAAAUAAGCGCAAAACUUUGGACUGAGAAAACCGAACCAUUUCUGCUACUUAAUCGUCGAAUUGGAAAUACUUUGCCGGAUGAAAGAGCUUUAAGUGGUCAGCGACUUUUAUUUUUCUCUUACGGUAGCGGAGCAGCUGCUGCAAUGUUUUCUGCUCGAAUAUUGGUAUUAGAAAAGGAUGCUAAAGACCAGUGUAUGCAAAUGAAACGAAGUGCAGAUGCUGCUGUAGCAUUAUUGGAGAAACGUUUAUGUAUAGACCCAAAACGUUAUAGCGAAAUCUUGGCUCUCAGAGAAAAACUUCUAUCAAGUACAGCUCCGUACAGACCAGAAGGUGUGAGAAAUAAUUUGACGGAUGAAUUUAGUCUAUUUCCUAAUACAUAUUAUUUGAUGAAUAUCGGAGACAAGUACAGGCGAUAUUAUGCACAAACAUCAAGUUAG
Molecule: messenger RNA, 1377 nt
Organism: Cercopithifilaria johnstoni
Lineage: Eukaryota; Metazoa; Nematoda; Chromadorea; Rhabditida; Onchocercidae
Source: the annotation of a GenBank genome assembly